UUGUGUUUGCCAUUCCUAUCCGAGUACUUACUUGUCAUCGCUAGCCAUACAGCUGUUGUGGAAAAUAUUUUAAGCCGAAUAAGCACUGCUAUCGUCGGAGACUGACACCAAUAGAGGAAUCCAUCCAAGAUGUCGCACACCAUUCUGUUCGUUCAGCCCGGGGCUCGCCCGGAGACUCGCACUUACUGCGACUACGAGAGCGUCAACGAGUGCAUCGAGAGCGUGUGCAAGUCCUACGAGGGGUAUCUGAAGCGCCGCAACCCCAAAAAAUCGACCAUUACGUACGAGAUCAGCCAGCUCUUCGACUUCCUCGAUCGGUUGAAGGACAUCUGCUGCUUGGUGUACCAGAAGAGCACCAAAACAUACGCCCCGUUCAGCAAGGAGUGGAUCAAGUCUAAGAUCUACGACCUGCUCCGCGGAUCGGCGCACAGCGCUUGAGACGAGUCCAGGGAUGCUGCACGACGAAGUAACCAACAAACAUCGAAGUAACAUCGAAGUAACCAACAAAACAACACGCAAGACGGUGAACACACCACACAGAAGGGAAUCAUCCGGGGGCAACACAUAAUCAUCAUAAGCAGAUCAAUGACACAAUAAGAAUUCGAACAGCAACCACAGUCACAUCCAACAUCGUCUGAAGCACUUAACAAUCAAUAAAAUGUAUUCCUUACUUAACAAGAAAUAAUAUAAUGUAGAAACUAG
Messenger RNA from Drosophila miranda, 702 nucleotides. Its product is annotated as protein enhancer of rudimentary-like. The record is from RefSeq and is a predicted model, not a curated record. The transcript has 2 exons. Lineage: Eukaryota; Metazoa; Arthropoda; Insecta; Diptera; Drosophilidae. Bases 130 to 438 code for a protein of 102 amino acids.